AUGUCUAAUAUAAGAUGGGUACAUAGGAAAGAUAAGGAUAAUGAAAAAAGAGUAAUUUCCUUAAACGAAAUAAAAGAAAGAUAUUUAGUUGAUAAUUCGAAAAAUCACAAUUUAAAGAAGAAUAAAAAUAAUUGUGAGAAGAAAAAAUGUAACAUCAAAUUUUACGAAAAAAAAAAAAAUGGGAAGCCAAAAGAAGAGAUAAUUUUCCAAAAUGGCUAUCCAAAAAAAAAAAAUAUAAACAUAAUCCUGAAUAAAAAAAAUCAUGAAUUAGAUUAUAAAAGUGAAGAAAAAAAUGAUAGAAAUUAUAGUUCUGAAAUUUCAAAGAAAAUAAACGGAAGAAAUAAUCUACAAGAAGGAUAUAGAAAUUAUCUUUAUCAUAACAAUGAUAAAAGAGAUUACUCCUCAAAUAAAGAAUUAAAUAUGGACAAAGUAAAUAUAAAUUUGGAUAUUACAGUUCAAUGGGAUAACAAAUGUAAUAAUAAUAAUAAUAAUAUAUCAUAUAUAAAAAAUGAACUUAUAACAAGUGAUGUUCAUUCAGAUAAUCCUUUAAUUAUGUAUGAACAAAAUGAUGAUAAUAAAUAUAUUAAAAGUAAUUAUUAUUAUAAACCCAAUAAUCCAAGCAUAUUAAAUUAUGAAAAUAAGGUUGACUUUGAUUACAAUAAUACAUAUAAAUAUUAUGAUGAUGAUAAAAGAAUAGAAUAUAAUAUGGAAGAGGAAGAUCAAAUAAGAAAGCAAUACAUAUAUAAUAAUACUAAAUAUGAAAGAAAAGAAAAUCAUAAAUCUUAUAGUGAACAAUCCUUGAAGGAUAAUAAUGAAAUGAUAGAAAAUAUCAAGAAAAAUAAUUUUAAUAAUAAAAAAUAUAAAAAUGUUUUAUAUAAUAAUGCAUUAGAUGAAAAGGAUAUAAAUCCUUUUAUCAAAAACAACACAUAUAAUAUUAAUCAAAGAGAAGAUGUUUUAAAAAAGAAUAAAAAAAAAAAUAAUAUUAUCAUUUCAUCUAAUAAAUCAUCUUAUACAAAUAAUGAGAAUAGUCAUACACAUUGUUAUGAUUAUAAUAAUAUGUAUGUUCAAAAUAGAAGAGGACCUGAUAUAUUUAUAUCAAAUUAUGAAUAUAAGGAGAAAUUAAUUUCAUUUUCUUUUUUGUUAAAUAAAAUUUUACAAGAAAAAAUAUGUGAUUAUUUUGUUAUUGUAAUAAAAAUAUAUUGGUUACAAAAAAGGCAGAAGCCAAUAUAUAAAAAAUAUAAUAAGGUUAAGGAACAACCAAAUGAUAUUUUUAUAAAUGAAGAUAAUCAUAUGUAUAUUAAAAAAACAAAAAACAAAAAUAAUGAUAGUAUAACAAAAAGGACAUUACAACAAGAUGUUCAUAAAAAAAGAUUAAGUAAUGAUAACUGUAGCAACAAAUUUAUAGACAAAUUUACACAUUUUGAAAUGGAAAAAAAUACAUAUAAAAAGACUGUUUUAAAUAACACUUUAAUUGAUAGUUUUAAUGACGUAGAUAUUAACGAUCAAAAGAGGAAAAAAAAAUACUUGAAUUUUUUUGUAAUCUUGCUCUCAUUAUUUUUAAAAAAGUAUAUUUAUAAACAAAUGUCCAAAUUCUUCUUUAUCGUUGGAUCACUUCGCCAGAAAUAUGAAGAAAAGAGACAAAUUAGAAAAUAUAUCAAUAUAAAAAUUUAUGCACUUUCCUUAUUGGAAAGAAUAUUAUAUAGAAAGAAAAAAGAAAUUUUGCAGUUAUGUUUUGUAGGAUGGAAAAAAACUAAUGUGUCCAUUAUAAUAAAAAAAGAGAAUAAUGAAGAAGAUCAAUUGAAAAGUACUUUCUUUACAGAAAAUAUAAAAAGUAAAAUAUGCAAGUCAAAAAAGUAUUUAGAAAAUAAAUGUUUUGGUAAACCUAAAUUAUAUAGAACUGACGAUUUUAUAAUAUUUUAUAAUAGAAAAGCUCUUAAAGAAAAAGAUGAAAUAUUUCAAAAAUGCUUAUUAAGAUCUAAAUCAGAUUCUUUGUUAGACUUUUUAAAAAUGUCUAAAUUGAAGAAAAUAUGGAGGAGUUCUUCCAAUAAUAUUUCAGAUACAAUGAAUUUAAAUACGAGAGGUUCAACUUUACUCGAGCAUUUUUUCACGGCUACGUAUAAUAUAAAUAAUACUAGUUUUCAUAAAGAUAUAAAUAAAAGCCGAAUAAAUAUAUCAUAUUAUGAAAAUAUGCAUGUCUCAACUAAUUUUUUAACUAAUAAUGAAUAUAAUAAUAAUACAAAGGAAAAUACAAAAGGGAAUAAUAAUAUAAAGAAAAAUGAUAAAAACUCAAAAAAGAAACAAAAUAAUAUAUCAAAUGAAAAAGUGUCAAAUACUUUUCAACAAAAUGUAAAGGGAAAUAAAAAUUUAUUAAAAAACUUUUUUCCCGAAGAAUAUAAAGAAAAAAAAAAAUCUAUUGAUGAAGAUAUAAAUGAUAAAAAUUGUAGAAUAUUUUUCAAGAAUAUUAAAAAGCAAUUAAAAAUAAAUUACAAAGAAAAAUUUGAUAUCCAUAAAAAAAAAAAUGAUGAUGAUUUAAGUGUAAGUGAUUUGAACAGUACUAUGGGUUUCUCAAAAAAUAUUAAUUCCUAUAUAUAUGAUGAUACUCAAAGAAACUCUCAAGAUGGUCUUGUUCCCACUUUGAAUUUUUUAACGCAAUCGGAUUUAAAUAUAAUAAAUAAUUUGACUCAAAAUUUUAGUAAAUAA
Plasmodium gaboni is the source of this 2700-nucleotide messenger RNA. RefSeq lists its product as hypothetical. The transcript has 2 exons. Bases 1 to 2700 code for a protein of 899 amino acids. The record is from RefSeq and is a predicted model, not a curated record. Lineage: Eukaryota; Apicomplexa; Aconoidasida; Haemosporida; Plasmodiidae.